AUGUCCGACGUUAGGGGAACAUCACGGGACCGCCGCGAUGUGGACGCUGAGGUGCAGGCACAGGCCCAGGUGGUCGCCGAGCACCUUCCGACGGGGUAUACGGCCGAGUUCCACAGCGAUGAUGGCGCCACGCCGGGGUCGGCAACAACAGCAUCCGCGACGACCCCGGUGACCGAAGGGCAGGAAACUCCGGAGUCUUCGUUGAAACUGCAGGGCGGCGAUAUCCACCGGGAUCUGUUCAAGCUCCCCGCGGCGACGCGUUCGCAGAUGCACCGGCGCGCCGCGACAUUCCAUAACCCACGGGAGUUUCACCAGGACGAGGACGCACCCGGGCUGACAGUUGGGGACCAACUUGCUCCGGGCGGGUUUCGCAGGGCGUUUUUGCACCAAAGGCACGGGAAUGACUUUGUGGCGGCUCGACUGCCCAUUACGCGCAACUUUGUCGAGUUUUUGGAUCUGUACGGCAGUUUCGCCGGUGAAGAUCUUGUCGACACGGAUGAGGAGGCCAUUACGGAGGAGGAAGAGGCGGGGGAAGGGGAAGACGAAGAAGCCGGGGCGGGUGAACGGCGGCCGCUCCUUCGACCCAGGGCGAGCUCUCGAGCGCCACGGAACGCGGACGCGGGCACGGUCAAGACGUUCUUCACGCUACUUAAGGCGUUUGUGGGGACGGGAAUCAUGUUUCUGCCCAAGGCGUUCAACAAUGGCGGGAUUCUCUUCUCCAGCAUCGCCAUGAUCUACGUGUCGGCCAUCACCAUGGUGGCCUUCCACCUACUGUUGCAGUGCAAACUGCACUACGGCGGUGGUUAUGGUGAGAUCGGUAACGCCAUUGCCGGCCCUCGGAUGCGCGCGUUGGUACUGUUUUCCAUCGCGCUGUCCCAGAUCGGCUUCGUCUGCGCUGGCAUUGUGUUCGUUGCCGAAAAUCUCAUGACCUUCUUUCACGCCGUCACCGGCGGCCACAGCCCCUUCACCUCGGCCGGGCUCAUCGCGAUGCAGGUCGUCGUCCUGGUUCCAUUGGCUUGGAUCCGCAACAUCUCUAAGCUCGGGCCGAUCGCUUUGUUAGCCGACGCUUGCAUCCUCAUUGGCGUCGGGUACAUCUACUGGUACACUACGUCCUCACUAACCACAGUCGGCCCGGAUCCCACCGUCGUGCUCUUCAAUCCCGCCCACUACACCAUGACGAUUGGCGCCGCCAUCUUCACUUUCGAAGGCAUCGGCUUGAUCUUACCCAUCCAGUCAUCCAUGGCGCAGCCGGAACACUUUGAGCCGCUCCUUGGUGUGGUCAUGCUGCUGAUCACCGUCGUCUUCACCUCAGUCGGCGCGGUAUGCUAUGCCACGUUUGGCGAACACACCCAAAUCGAGAUCAUCAACAACUUCCCCCAAGACAGCGCGCUGGUGAAUACCGUACAGGUGCUGUACGCCAUCGCCGUGCUCGCCGGCACGCCCGUGCAACUGUUCCCAGCGCUGCGUAUCGUCGAGGGCAAGAUCUUUGGUCACAUGCGCUCGGGCAAGGGGAGUUUGCGGACGAAAUGGACCAAGAAUGCGUUUCGGUUCGGGGUCGUCGUCUUUUGUGGGCUGGUGUCGGUGGCCGGCACGGGGAAUCUGGAUCGGUUUGUCGCGUUGAUUGGGAGUGUGGCGUGUGUGCCGUUGGUGUAUGUGUACCCAGCGUAUCUGCACUGGAAAGGCGUGGCAACGAAGAGGUGGGUGAAGUGGGGGGAUAUCGCGCUGAUGGUACUAGGGAUGGUGGGUAUGGUGUAUACGUCGACCGUGACGAUUGUGAACAGCUUUUUGUGA
This is a messenger RNA of Dichotomopilus funicola, 1791 nucleotides long. RefSeq names its product transmembrane amino acid transporter protein-domain-containing protein. The record is from RefSeq and is a predicted model, not a curated record. Gene Ontology annotation, cellular component: vacuolar membrane. Gene Ontology annotation, molecular function: L-tyrosine transmembrane transporter activity. The coding region runs from base 1 to 1791 and encodes 596 amino acids. Gene Ontology annotation, biological process: amino acid transmembrane transport. The transcript has a single exon. Lineage: Eukaryota; Fungi; Ascomycota; Sordariomycetes; Sordariales; Chaetomiaceae.